AAAAGGUUGGGGGCUCGAAACGCCAAAAAAUACCUAAAAUAUUGGCAAUCUUCUGUUUGUUUAACCCAUUAGGUGCGAUCAAUUGGAUCAGCUGUGAAUACGGUAUGGUCAUCACAGCUCUACAUUAGCUUUUAAGGUCAAAACGACAGAGAACGUAGAAUAUACGUUCUCUGAAAACGCCGGCUGUCAUUCAAAUGUCAUAUUCCGAACAUAAACAAAACUAUACAACAUUUUAUUAAAUAGCCCAAUCCUCAAAAAAUAAGUUUUAUAAAUUAAGAACUAAGGUUAUACUAUACUAAAUAUUAGCGAAUCAUGCCGACUUGGAAUCAAAUUCAAUCGCAGCUGCGCAAUCCUAACAAUCCAGUGGUUUUCUUUGAUAUAUCUGUUGGCACCACGGAAAUCGGACGCAUGAUUUUUGAAUUAUUUUCGGAUACAGUGCCAAAAACAGCUGAAAAUUUCCGUCAACUUUGCACGGGGGAAUAUCGACCAGACGAUGUACCUAUGGGCUAUAAAGGUGCAAGCUUUCAUCGUGUUAUUAAAGAUUUUAUGAUUCAAGGAGGUGAUUUUGUGCAUGGUGAUGGUACUGGUGUAAUGAGCAUAUAUGGCGGCACAUUCGCAGAUGAGAAUUUUACACUAAAACACGAUUCUCCCGGUUUACUAUCUAUGGCAAACAGUGGUAAGGAUACCAAUGGCUGUCAAUUUUUCAUCACAUGUGCCAAAUGCAACUUUCUAGACGGAAAACAUGUUGUCUUUGGUCGUGUAUUGGAUGGUCUGUUGAUAAUGCGAAAAAUAGAAAAUGUACCAACGGGUCCCAACAAUAAACCCAAACUCCCAGUAACGAUAUCACAAUGCGGACAAAUGUAGAAAGUUUAGUAAAGUUAUUAUUAAAUAUAAUUCUUUUAAUAUUUUUACAUGAUAAAUAAAAUAAAAUACUUUACAGCUUUGA
Ceratitis capitata (Mediterranean fruit fly) is the source of this 946-nucleotide messenger RNA. RefSeq names its product peptidyl-prolyl cis-trans isomerase H. Gene Ontology annotation, biological process: protein peptidyl-prolyl isomerization; protein folding. The transcript has 3 exons. Gene Ontology annotation, molecular function: peptidyl-prolyl cis-trans isomerase activity. The record is from RefSeq and is a predicted model, not a curated record. Lineage: Eukaryota; Metazoa; Arthropoda; Insecta; Diptera; Tephritidae. The coding region runs from base 313 to 864 and encodes 183 amino acids. Gene Ontology annotation, cellular component: intracellular membrane-bounded organelle.